Castor canadensis (American beaver) is the source of this 528-nucleotide messenger RNA. NCBI's taxonomy places the organism in Eukaryota, Metazoa, Chordata, Mammalia, Rodentia, Castoridae. The record is from RefSeq and is a predicted model, not a curated record.
AGAGAUGGAAGCCAGAAACAAGCCCCAACUCCUCCUAUUCAUGACACUUUUCAGUGUCCUUUUCUCACAGACAUUGGCCUGGCCUCUUUUUGAAUCACCUUCUACUCUGAGGUUGGAUGACAGCGUACAGUUAGAAGGAGCAAACGAACCUGAUGAAGAUUCAUUAAAAGCAGACACUGACAUCCUGCAAAGUGCAUUAGCUGAAAGUGACGCACCCCAUGAUGAUGUAUCCAGAAAUGCCAGGCAUGCUGAUGGAGUUUUCACUAGUGACUUUAGUAGACUCCUCGGUCAACUUUCUGCUAAAAAGUACCUUGAGUCCCUUAUUGGAAAGCGAGUUAGCAGUAACAUCUCUGAACACUCUGCACCAAUGAAACGACACUCGGAUGCAGUCUUCACUGACAACUACACCCGUCUUAGAAAACAAAUGGCUGUCAAGAAAUACUUGAACUCAAUUCUGAAUGGGAAGAGGAGCAGCCAGGGAGAAUCUCCCAACGUCCCUAAUGAACAAGAGAAAUGAUGAAGAAGCCC